This is a messenger RNA of Grosmannia clavigera kw1407, 1851 nucleotides long. RefSeq names its product RNA-binding protein. Gene Ontology annotation, molecular function: 3'-5'-RNA exonuclease activity; RNA binding. NCBI's taxonomy places the organism in Eukaryota, Fungi, Ascomycota, Sordariomycetes, Ophiostomatales, Ophiostomataceae. The record is from RefSeq and is a predicted model, not a curated record. The transcript is spliced from 5 exons. The coding region runs from base 1 to 1851 and encodes 616 amino acids.
AUGGCAACGACGCAACAAUCGCCGCUAUCUAUUGACCGCUACGUCGUCAUUCACGUGGCUACAACCUGUGACGAGCAUGGUGUGUACGUGACGAAGGAUUCGGCCGAGGUCAUCGAAAUUGGCUGGAUCCUGCUGGACGCGAAGAACCUCGAAGAACUGUACAGAGAGAGCGUGUUGGUCAAGCCGAUCAACACACCCAUAACCCCACUUUGCACGAGCCUGACCACCCUCACCUGGGAGCACGUCCGUAAUGCGGGCACGUUCCGUGAUGCCAUCAACCGCUUCGAUGCCUUUGCGUCGGAACACCUCACUUCGCAGAGCCUGGACUUUGUCUUUGUCACCCUCGAUGCCUGGGACCUUCGUGUCCAGCUGCCCCGGGAGGCCCGCGACAAGGCCGUGGUGCUGCCGCCAUACCUGCAGCACUCGCGGACAUUCGACCUGCGACAGGAAUACCAGAGAUGGCAGCAACACCACCCAGAGUCGUUGCCGUUCGGACCGUCGUCGCUGAGCAACAUCUGUGCCGCCCUGGAGGCGCUGGCGCCGGCGUCUCCACGCCGCGCCAUGGAGGAGGCCGUCACGCUUGCCCGUGUCCUCCGCGGACUCAUCCGCAAGUCGCAGCCGGCCCAUGAGCACCCCGACGUGCUCGCCCGUCCCAUGGAUGCUAGAGCCGACGUGCGGGCGUUUUUGUCGGAGCGCAGCAAGGUCCUGCACAUGUCUGGCCUCCCACACGACACCACGCAGUCGGAGCUUGAGAGCUGGUUUACACAGUUUGGCGGCCGUCCCAUCGCCUUCUGGACGCUGCGCACGCCCGAGCAGCACAAGCCGACCGGGACCGGCUUUGCGGUGUUCUCGUCGCACGAGGAGGCGGCCGAGAGCCUGUGCAUGAACGGACGUGCCCUGAACGAGAAGGCCAUUGAGGUGUCUCCGUCGUCAAGCCGGGUGUUGGACCGGGCUGCCGAAAUCCUGACGCCUUUCCCGCCAAGCAAGAACCGGCCGCGCCCGGGUGACUGGACAUGCCCUUCGUGUGGCUUCUCAAACUUCCAGCGCCGUACUGCCUGCUUCCGGUGUUCCUUCCCCGCUGUCAGCGCCGGACCGACUGGAGACAUGGGUGGUGGUGGUGGCUACGGCUACGGCUACGGACCCCCGGCCAUGCUGCCUCCUCAGCAGCACGUCGGCCACCACAACCACGGUCACGGUCACGGCCACGGCCACAUGGGAGGCGGCGGCCAUGGCGGCGGCCGCAUGGGUGGCAGCGGCGUAGUACCUUUCCGGGCGGGCGACUGGAAGUGCGGCAACGAGGUCUGUGGCUACCACAACUUCGCCAAGAACGUGUGCUGCCUGCGCUGUGGUGCAAGCCGUGCCAGCGCGGCUAUCGUGGCAGACUCCGGCUACGCCUCUUCGAUGGACACGUCAGCCUCCUACAACAUGGGCCAGGCUUCGAUGGGCGGCACGCCGGGUCCGGGGGCCUUUGGCGGCGGUGGCGGUCCGUUUGGCUCGGCUGCCGGGGCUGGCGGCUACGGUCAGCAGUUUGGCGGUCCUCCGAGCACGUACGCUCUGCCGUCGGGUCUGGGAGGCAGCGCCGCAGCGCCGUAUCCGCCGCUCAACACGCACUUCGGCCCCGUGUCGGGUGCGCACUCGGCUGGCCCGUUUGACAGCCGGGCUGCCGAGGCGGCUUUCCAGUCGGCGACGAACGGCCCUGCAUCUGCCGGCCCGUCCAACAACUUUUAUUCGCAGGGGGAGAAUGAUCCGUUCGCCUUCCUCUCGUCGGGCAUCGGCAGUCUCUCGGUGGGCACAGCCGGCGAGGCUCGUCAGAACGGGUCAGGGGCACCGCCCAGCAAGUCGCCCGCUUAG